Teleopsis dalmanni is the source of this 1812-nucleotide messenger RNA. RefSeq lists its product as uncharacterized. NCBI's taxonomy places the organism in Eukaryota, Metazoa, Arthropoda, Insecta, Diptera, Diopsidae. The transcript has 7 exons. The coding region runs from base 82 to 1425 and encodes 447 amino acids. Gene Ontology annotation, cellular component: nucleus. The record is from RefSeq and is a predicted model, not a curated record. Gene Ontology annotation, molecular function: protein binding.
UAUAAAAUAAAUUAAUUGUGUUUAGUUUGAGUAUUUCUUAAUUGCAAAAAGUUAAAUUGAAAUUUUAACCAAGGCGCCAAUAUGCAAACUUCGGAUGACAAUAAUUACUCAUUUACCAGAAUGUGGGUUAAUUUCUUUAACGCAGCUGGCGUACCUUCGCCGGCAGCCGCUUCCUAUGCUCACAUUUUCGUGGAAAACAGAAUUCAAAUGGAUAUGCUUGAUGAUUUAAAUAAGGAACAUUUGCGCGAAAUGGGAAUUCUUCUCAUGGGCGACAUAAUUGCAAUAUUAAGACACUCCAAGAAUGUGACUGAAGAGAGAGCCCGCAAAAAGGUGAUGAAUACAGAGGAUUUUGAUUUGGUUAAACCAACUUUAAAAAUAUCUACUAAAAAUGAUAAGCCCACUGUCAGUUCCACAGUAACUUGUGAGAAAUUAAUUAGUGUUGGGAAUGGAAACAGCACUAGAGAGAGUAAUACUAGCGGUACCAUUAACAGUGGUGUUAUAUCUAAAGUAUCGUCUGAACGUAACAUUGUAAUGAAUGAAAAGUCGUCCACACGUCGUUUGGUUGUUGCUGAUACGAAAGUAUAUUCUGAUGAAAUAACAGUUGGUCAAGGUAGCGUUUUUGACCGCAUAUCAAAUAAAGCUAAAACUCCUAAGCCACCAGAAAAUGAGAAUGUUCGUAUUACAAUGAGCGGACCCGGUGCAAAACCUACAAGCACAUCAAUAUUUUCACGCUUAGGUAAAAAGUCAACAGAUGAACCCUCCACAGUGACAAAGCACUUAAAGCCAAUCCUAAAAAACUCCCAGAAGAAGAGCUUGUCAUCAAUAGUUAAGGCUAAAACUAUAACAAAUCCAACUUCUCAAAAUAUGUACGUUGUUAGAACAGUACCUGUAAAGCGGGAUAGCGAUGAUGAUUAUAAUAAUGAAGAUGCAAUGGACACGGAUUCUGUUGGUAGUAGUGAAAAAAUUGUUAAAUUUGCAGAAACUGCAGAAGUCCGCGAAAUAUAUUCUCCGCGUCGUAAACCUAAGCGUGGAGGUGUCAACAAUAAUACUGAAAUAGACUUGGGCUACGGAUCUGGAAUCCGCAGCAGCAUUAAAUCGCGUCUUGGGAUGAAUGGCAGACUUCAUAGUGCUAAGAAAUCAUAUAAUUUAAAAGCUUCGACAACAAGACGCCUUAGCCCUAUAAGUUCAAAAACCGUUAGAUUGAAGUCUGAUGAAAUAUUACUAAAUAAAGAUACAUCUGUGCUAAGCCGUUUGGGUUCAAAGACUUCUGUUGAUAAUCACGCAAUGUCCUCGCUAUCUCAUCGUAUUGGUAAAGUUAGUUUGUCUUCACAAACUUCUCCACCGCAAGGCCAAAAAUCAGGGGAUAGUUCAAGCUCGCGGCAAGAACCAAAACCAUCGGUUUUCGAUCGUUUAGGUUUUCAUUAAAAUUAAGGUUUUCUAAAUUUAAUUAAAUUAAACUAAAACAAAAACAAAAACAAAAGCAAAAAAAAAAAAUAAUGUAUGCAAAAAUGUUUAUCGAUUUCAUGAUCAUUAAGAAAAUCUUAUGUUAAUUUUGAUUUUUAAGUCUCAAUGUGUGCAAUCUUGCAAUAGUUGGCAGUUUGUUCAGCUUGCAAUAUUGACAAUAUAAUUUUCAUACCACAUUAAAAAUAAGCCUAGCGUUUUUGUUAUUGUCUUAAUGAUUAUUUAAGUCAUUUUGUUAAAAGUUUUACACACGAGUUUGUAAGAAAAACUUUAUCGUUUAAUUAUUUUUGCAUAUCAUUAUUUUGCAUAUAAAAAUUGAUGAAAACUUCGUUUUUAAAAAACGGUUACACA